AUGGAAGGUUAUGGAGUUGGUCCAAUGUCCAUUGGUUUUGAAAGACUGGCAAAGGGAGAGAGACAGACACAAACUUCUUUGCCUCAGCCUUCCUUCUUUGUGCCCUGGAACUCAAAAACGGUGUUAGGUGAGACUUCAAAAACCAGCACUCUCAUUCCAAGUUCUCCUACAGUUACUUCACCUGGACGCACCUUCUCUGAGUCAAUGAUGGAAGAAAGCAUUGAAAAUGCAGAAUCAAUCAUCACCAAAUGGGAUGGAAACACUUCAUCAUCAACGAAAGUUACCUGUCUCUUUCACCAAAGCAGUCAAGAAGCCCAAGAAUACCUCAAAUGUGUUAGAGGCCUUCGUCGAGCCAUGCAUUUUCUUGUUUCUCAAAAUUCGGCAUCUGAUAAGCUCAUUCUUGCUCAAAAGCUCAUGCAAAUGGCCAUGAAAAGGCUUGAAAAAGAGUUUUAUCAGAUUUUGUUAUCGAACCGUGAGCGGCUUGAUCCAGAAUCAGUUUCAAGUCUGUCCUCUGAUGGUUCAGGCAGUUCUGAUGAUGAGCAUGAGCUGAAAAAGGCUGGUGAAUCAAUCACUGAGGUGGAGAGAGUCUCAGCAUUAGCAAUGUCAGAUUUGAGGGCAAUAGCUGAGUGUAUGAGCAGUUCUGGUUAUGGUAAAGAAUGUGCAAAGAUAUACAAAUUGUUCAGAAAAUCAAUAGUUGAUCGAGGGUUAUAUCUACUUGGAAUUGAAAAUUUCAAGUCUUCUCAAAUCAACAAAAUGCAUUGGGAAGCACUAGAGCAUAUGAUAAAGAACUGGCUUAAUGCAGUGAAGAUUGCUGUGAAAGCACUCUUUACUGGAGAAAAAAUUCUCUCUGACCACGUGUUUUCAGCAUCUAAGACUAUCAGAGAGGCUUGCUUUGCUGAAAUAACCAUGGAAGGGGCAAAAAAUUUGUUUAGGUUUCCUGAACUCAUUGCCAGGAACAAGAAAGCGCCAGAGAGAAUUUUUCGGCUGAUGGAACUCCAUGAAGCAAUCUCUGAACUCUGGCCAGAUAUAGAAACAUUAUUCAAUGUUGAAUUGACCUCAGCUAUUAAAUUGCAGGCCCAUUCAUCACUGCACAAAGUUGGUGAGUCAGUUUGCACUUUACUGACCAACUUUGGAUCAUCGAUCCAGAAGGACUCAUCGAAAAGUCUGGUUGUCGGUGGAGGGAUUCACCCACUUGCUAGAUCUGCAAUGAGUUUCAUAUCUUCCCUGGCAGAUUAUGGUGGAAUGCUCUCUAAUAUUCUUGCUAACCAUCCACCAUCCGGAAAGUCACAACUUCCAGAAUCUUACUUUGAGAAUCCAACUCCCAUUGACGGUCCAACACUCGCAGUGUCAGUCCAUCUUGCUUGGCUUAUAUUGGUGCUUUUAUGCAAGCUUGACAGGAAAGCCGAGAUAUAUAAAGAUGUCUCUUUGUCAUAUCUUUUCCUAGCAAACAACCUUGAAUUCAUCAUCAAUCAGGUUCAUACAAGUAACCUGAAGUACAUCCUAGGCGAGGAAUGGGUGUCUAGGCAUACCAAGAAGAUUAAACAGUAUGCUUUGAGCUAUGAAACAGUGGCCUGGAAUAAGGUAUUCUCAUCUUUACCUGAGAGGAAUUUUUCAGUACUUUCACCUGAAGCUGUGAAAGACUGUUUUCGGAGGUUUAAUGCUGCUUUCGAAGAAGCAUAUAUGAAACAGAUAUCGUGGAUUGUACCAGAUGGGAAGUUACGGGAUGAACUGAAGGUGUCAAUAGCAAGGAAACUUGUACCAGCAUAUAGAGAAUUCUAUGAAACGCACUUGGUGACAUUGAGUGGGGAGAAAAACUUGGAGGUGUUAGUAAGGAUUGCGCCUGAUGAUUUGGGAAAUUAUUUGUCAGAUCUGUUCCAUGGAACUCCAGUUUCAUUCACUUUGUUAUCAUCAUCGCAUUCACGAGGAUGCCUUCCAAGGUGA
Molecule: messenger RNA, 1941 nt
Organism: Durio zibethinus
Lineage: Eukaryota; Viridiplantae; Streptophyta; Magnoliopsida; Malvales; Malvaceae
Product: exocyst complex component EXO70H1-like
Biological process (GO): exocytosis
Cellular component (GO): exocyst
Molecular function (GO): phosphatidylinositol-4,5-bisphosphate binding
Source: RefSeq, a predicted model, not a curated record